This is a messenger RNA of Acanthosepion pharaonis, 519 nucleotides long. The record is from the annotation of a GenBank genome assembly. Lineage: Eukaryota; Metazoa; Mollusca; Cephalopoda; Sepiida; Sepiidae.
AUGCACAGGCUGCAGCAACCGACUCUGCAUCUCGGGCUUCCGAGACUCAUCACCAAAGGCUCCUUCGUAAUGGACACUGCUGCAACAGCGAGCACUAGGGCUGCUGAAACACCGCUCCAUAGGUCUGUGCGAAAUGCUACGAAUGGUGCCACCACUGCCAGGUCGAGGGCAGUAGAGACACCUGCCCACAGACGCACCCGUCAAGCCAGGGAUGCUGCUGCAACAGCGACCGCUAGGGCUGCUGAGACUCCCUCCAUAGAUCUGCACGUCAAUCCAGGAACACCUGCUGCACUAGCAACUGCUAGGGCUGCUGAGACACUGCUCUGUAGGUCUGUUCGAAAUGCUAGAAAUACUACCACCACUGCCAGGUCGAGGGCAACUGAAACAAUUGACCACAUGCACACUCGUCAAUCCAGGGAUGCUGCUGCAACAGCUAGGUCGAGGGAGCCUAAGACAGCUGCAGCGGGCAACCCGCAAUGCCCGCAACGCUGCAGCAACUUCUGCCGCCAGAAACUAUAA